AUGCAGCAGCAGCAACAACCCCACAUGGAAUGUCAAUUCAAUAUUACUCAUGCUGCUGAUGGCUAUACCCCGCUGCCCAUACAAAGUUUUCCCACCCUGAUGGCGGUGGGCAUGAAUUUAUUCAAUCACGUUUUAAUUGUGACACUGACCUCGUAUAUGGUCUAUAAAUGUUGGCUACUAGAAUUUCAAAAGACCGCCCUGCAUGCCCAUCUUUGUACACUUGGGUUUGUUCUCCUAAUGGCCGAGGGUGUAAUGGUCCGUUAUCGGGCCAAUAUUCUAUUCGAUGACUAUUCAGCGGAAAGUAAGACCCUGCUGCAUGCCUUAUUACAAUUUAUGGGUGGAUUUUUGGGUAUCAUUGGAACAUUGCAAAAAUACUGGGGUAAAGAGACCCAUUUUAAGUCACGUCAUGCAAAAUUUGGUUUGGCUGCCUGCAUAUUCUGUUUCAUAAAUUUCAUCGCCGGUUUCUGUACCCUGAUCUUACCCUCUAGCCGUAUUGCCAUGAAACUCCUACACACAUCCUUGGGCCUUUUGACAUUUGUCACCGGUAUGUUGGCUCAGAUCUUUGGCUAUGACACCGGGUUCUUUCAACGCAAUUUUACCCAUAAGAGGCUAUUUAAAUUUGUCACCUUUGUUAUAAUGGCCAUAUCGAUUAUUGGACCCUUUAAGAUGAUUACACAAAAAAUGCACAGCACUUUUGUUAAUUAUAUGCCGCAGGUGAAUAUCUAA
Molecule: messenger RNA, 726 nt
Organism: Musca vetustissima
Lineage: Eukaryota; Metazoa; Arthropoda; Insecta; Diptera; Muscidae
Exons: 3
Coding region: 1-726 (241 amino acids)
Molecular function (GO): transmembrane monodehydroascorbate reductase activity
Source: RefSeq, a predicted model, not a curated record